This is a messenger RNA of Purpureocillium lilacinum, 1956 nucleotides long. The record is from RefSeq and is a predicted model, not a curated record. NCBI's taxonomy places the organism in Eukaryota, Fungi, Ascomycota, Sordariomycetes, Hypocreales, Ophiocordycipitaceae.
AUGACGCUGAGCGCUCAAGAGGUCGCCCAGCUCCGGGUCGCUCUGCAGGAUGCCGUCGUCAAGUGCUCAGAAAGGUGUCUCUAUCAGUCAUCAAAAUGGGCAGCCGAGCUCCUGAACGCCCUUCCCGAGCCCGACGACGCCGACCAAAAUGUCGAUCUGAGCGAUGGCAAACACACAUCCCCGAUAUACACGCCGAAUCCAGACCCCGAGGAGGCCGCGCUGGAGGCAAAAGAGCUGAGCAAGUACCUGCUUGCCAAGAGCUUCUUCGACUGCAAGGAGUAUGACCGAUGCGCCGCAGUCUUCCUGCCAGAGUCGCUCCUCUCGACGGUUCUUGCUUCGCACUCCGACUCUGCCGGGGCGUCAGCGCAAAAGGGCAAGGGGAAAGCCAAAGCCACAGACGAGCGACCGUCGCAUACCGGCCCACUGCCAAAGAUCAGCCAGAAGAGCCUCUUCCUCGCCCUCUACGCCAAGUUCUUGUCCGGAGAGAAGCGCAAGAAUGAGGAGUCGGAAAUGGUCAUGGGCCCGCAGGAUCUUGGUACCGUGGUAAACAAGCAGCUUCUGCUCGUCGGCCGAUAUCUUGCCGCGUGGUUUGAUGAGAGGACCACAGAUGAUGACGAAGUCCUGGGCAGUCAAGGCUGGCUCGAGUACCUGUACGGCAUGGUCCUUGCCAAGGAAAAGAACGACUCCAAAGCCAUGGAGUUUUUGAUCCGGAGUGUGCACAAGUAUCCGAUGAACUGGGGCUGCUGGCUGGAGAUGACAUCCCUCAUCUCCAGAGUCGAAGAGUUGAACCGGAUAUCGAGGCAUUGCCCACAGAACAUCGUAUCCUUCAUGUUUCAUCUUCACACAUCGCUCGAGCUGUACCAGCAGUCUGCCAGCCUCGCCAACAACCUCGAACAACUCCUCGCCAUAUUCCCCACCUCAUCAUUCCUACUCACAUGCAACGCGCUGCUUGCGUAUCACGCCAAGGACCUGAUGGCCGCCGAGCAGCAUUUUAGUCGAUUGCUCGCUCUGCACCCCCACAGGCUCGACUCGCUCGACCAUUACUCCAACAUCCUCUACGUCUUGAACCUACGACCAAAGCUAGCAUUUGUCGCACAUCUAUGCUCCAGCGUAGACAAGUUCCGACCAGAGUCAUGCGUCGUCAUCGGGAAUUACUACUCAUUGCUGUCCAUGCACGAAAAGGCAGUCCAGUACUUCCGCCGCGCCUUGACUUUGGACAGGUCCUGCUUGUCAGCGUGGACGCUCAUGGGCCACGAGUACGUUGAACUCAAAAAUACGCAUGCCGCCAUAGAAUCAUAUAGGCGAGCGGUCGAUGUCAAUCGGCGAGAUUACCGUGCCUGGUACGGACUGGGGCAGACAUACGAAAUGCUCGAGAUGCACACCUACUCGCUGUGGUACUACAAGAAGGCGGCUGGCCUUCGGCCAUGGGACGGCAAAAUGUGGCUUGCCGUCGGCUCGUGUCUGCAAAAGAUGGGUCGGGAACGCGACGGAAUCAAGGCCCUCAAACGUGCUCUGCUCGCCGACGCUUAUUACGAUGUCGGCAGCAGCUUCGGCAGUGGCGGCGACCUUCUCGGCGCCCGUGGGGCUACUGGCCACAUGGACCCUGAGAUUCUCUUGCAGAUUGCGGCCAUGUAUGACCAAUUGGACGAGGAGGAAGAAGCAAAGGCUUACAUGGAGCUAUGCGUGGCGCAGGAGGAUGGCGGUGCCGCGGACGUUAAUUUGGACGAAUCGGUCAUGAUUCACAACGACUCCCCGCCAGGCUCGGAUAACGGCCAGCAGGAGCGCGACGACAACGCGGGGGCGACUGAAGGUACGGGGGUCACGGCGGCGACGAGCAAAGCCCGCAUGUGGCUGGCCAGGUUCGCGAUGCGCACCGGCGACUACACGACAGCGAGCCGCCUUGCCACGGAACUCUGUCAGGAUGGCGUCGAAGUCGAGGAAGCGAAGGCCUUGUAA